UCAAAUCAACUGUCGGAAAACUUUAAAAAGAGUUCUGCGACACAAGUGGUUAGAGUGCAAUGCAUGUAUCUGUGGCCACCAAAACAUUUUUUAGAGAGUCAACUAAUUAAAAGGUGUGAACUACAUUAUUGAAUGACAUGAGAUUCACACCUUGAAGUUCAUAUUUAACUUAUGCCACACUGGUUUUCUAGUGAGGAUCAUGUCAGUUCGAUAAAAACAUUUCUCACAUCCUUAUUUGCUCACUCCCUAAAACUGUGAAGUGUGGCCAUGGUUAUUAGCACACAUCGCACAAUAAAGAUUAAUAAACAAGACGCUCAGUCCAAUAAGUACAUGUACUAUGUACUGACCAUUUGUACUUGUUUUCUCUUCUGAAUUUGGAAUUUCUAUAAAUAUUAUCACAAGAAAUACUGAAUAUGUCAACCACACUAAAAACUGAAAGUCUGCUUUCUUCACAGAUAUACAGUAAGAUGUCUUGAGAUCUUAGAUUACUCAGAUGUUAUAGCAAAUACUAUAUGAAAAUAUGUAAAAAAAAUGCAGAAAAGCACAAAAAUUUACAGGGGAAAGAUCGAGCAAAUGAUGUUUGUUAAUUUGUCUUUUCCAUUAUUUCCGUAUUAUCAUCAACGUUUUUUUGUUUGUUUGCUCUGAUGAUAACAUGGUAUGUUUGACAUAAACCAGGGCUAGAAAUUGCACAAAUGCACAGUGUUAGUUCUUUUUGUUGCAAAUUUUCUUGGGAUCUGUUAUUUCCAAGUAAGAAAUGGUAAAAAGGAAUAUCCGCAUUUCUAGCCCUGUGUUUUUCUUAUUCACCAAUCAACCAAAUUUUCUUCUUCUUCUUUUCCAACAGGAACAGAUCACUAUGUUUAAUCUCUCUCAAAUCUUUUCUUUUUCAGGUGCCCUGACCUAAAUAGUAGAGUCUGCGGUACCCUUCUAAUGUUAUUUGUGUCGGCUAAGUACAUAGUACAUGUACUAUAUUUGGUAUAACUGUUAAUAAUUCAUAUCACUGCUAAAUGCUCACUACUGUAUUGCACUGCAUAUUUUAAUGGUGGCAUUUUGAGUUGAGUUUAGUUGAUGGGGUUUGUGAUGUCUAAUUAGCUAUUGAUUUGUCUAAUGAAAAGUCAACAAUCUGGCAGGGCAAUAUUUUGAACAAAGAGUCUUGUUAUUUGUCUAUGCUAGAAAUGAAGCACUGAACCACUGCAGUUAACCAAAUAAAUACACAAAAAGAUACUACUUACUAAAUUACUUAAUCAAGAAAAAAUACAAGAUUUGGAGAUAAUAACAAAACAUCAGUCAAAUAUCUACCAAUGAAUCAUUGUGAUAGUUCAUUCUUUUCAAAGGAAAAUGGAAUUACUUAGCUUCUGUUGUUUUAAAUCAUUGCACAGGUUUCGUGAUUGUAUUCUACUGUCAGUUCCAAAGUUCAUGAUUUUCCCAUGCUGUCUCAUAUUAGCAUAUACCUUAAAUCAUUAAUGCUAAAUGAAUUUAAUAAAUUUCAUUUAAUAACUAUGCUUUUUGCUGGUGUCUUAUCUUCUAGUUGACGUCUAAAGAAAGAUACACUGUCAUGUCUGAAGAGGUUUACCAAGAUGCACAAAAUGGUUCUGUUCUGGUAUACAACAGACUUCCUGUUAACGGCCAUCUGACUAGCCUGAGUGAGUCAUCCAACGGACAUACUGAUCAGUGCAAGUCUCAUCAUGGGCACAAGUCCUAUGACCAUCAACCCAAGCAAAACGGACAUUACACUAAUGGAUAUUCAAAAAACCUUAAACGAAGCAGUGAGCAUGACUCAUCUAGUGCUUGUCACAGCGAUAACAGCAGUGCUCCCAAAAAGCAUCACAGGAGUCAUGGGCACUCCAAGAAAGGCCACCACCAUCGAAGCCACCACAACAAGAAGAAUAACCAACAGGAUCGAUUUAGUCGGACAGCUAAUGCCUUAAAGCAGGCUGGCUUACUUGAGCUGACUUUGCAAACUGCCCAACUUAUGCAGGAGAAUGAUCAGUUGCAAAAAGAAAUUGACAAACUGCAAGAACAGACCAUCAGCUUUAGCAAAACACUACAAGCUCAGUUAGAGGACAAGCUAAAAGAGAGCAGUAAACUUCCAACUGGUAGGACUAAUGGCUACUCUACAAAUCACACAAAGGAUGGAUAGGAAUAGGUGAUGUGCCAAAUAUGAGAGACUGGCAGGAAAUGGAAAAAACCCCUGACUAGCCUUUUUCUAUGAUGCUAUGGGUGGUAUGCAAACGUAUUCAGGAAAGCAUACUCAACCAAGAAAACAAAAGGCUUGGAUGGGGGUGGAAGGUGGAUGGUGGAUGGGGGAUGGAAAUCUACAACAGUGACUGGUGGAUAUGUUCGGUUGUCACAUGAAAACAAACUGCCCUAAUUAAAUGAAGAUUUACAUUUACCCCCAUAAACAUUAUCCUAGAUCAGGUAAAGCAAUCAGGCCAUAAAAUUGUUCUCCUAUUUAAAUUUUUAUCCAUAAAAUAUAUCAGUAAUUAUUCUUUUCAAUCUAUCACUGGUCUAUCACAUUUCCAAAUAAUUAUGUUUGAUGUCAUUUGAGGAAAACUGUUGACUGGUCAAAAGCAUAGUAUUUUAAACACAUCUCAAAACAACAGUAUAUUGAUUCACGAUUUUGAAACAAGAUAACUUGAAACACAUUUUGAUGGUGGUGUGAACAUGACAUUAAUUUUUCUUAAAAACUAAGGUUUUAGGAUAAAAAAGUAGCUUCAUUUAACUGAAUGAGGGAUGGUUGUUUUGGUAUUGUAUAUACAUUAGUACAGUAGUUUCUUCCAAAAAAUUCCUGUAGAUAUCAAGAAGAGUGUUUGAUAAGGAUUUUGAAAUAUUUGUAGAAUACAGAUACACCUCUAUUACAAUGUCAAACUGCAAAUGAUUGAGUUUAUCAUUUUUCAUAGCCUGCAAUGCAAUUUCUUUCAGUGACAUUAGUGCUUUUCUUUUUGCAUAAAAUGGAAUAGAAAAGAUUCACAUAAAAAAAAUGUGACAGUUUGAAAAUAUUUCUUGUUAAGGCUCGAGUAAUGUACACAUUAAUUAGCAAUGAUGCUUUGCAGGCUGUGAAACAUGGUUAAUCAACAGUUCAACAAAAAAGGAGAACAGGAACCAACCAUUUUUAUUUCUGGUGGGGGGGUUAACUAAUACCUCUCAUGAUCGAUUGUUUUCGUAACCAACAUUAUGGCUUUCUCUGGAAUGUGCUGUGCCCCUUAGAGAAGGAAUGCAUGUAUAAUAUGUAUAUUUUCUUGAAAUGUUGGCUUGCUCAAUAUUUUGGAGUUGAGUUAUGUUACUGCACCCAUCAGAUAUCCAAUGGUUGUUCCCUUAUUUCUUUAUUUUCAACCUAGUGCACAAAGACCACCAAGCACUUCUACACUUCUGCCUGUAGUCUUGCUUGUUAUUUAUUAUAUUCAGAAAAUGAUGGAACUAGUACCAUGACCUUCCCCAGACUUCAUAGCAUAGAUAAAACAUGGAUUUAUUUUUCUUGUGAUAAUCAUGUCUUGAAAUAAUGUAUAAUAUUUAUAUAUUAUUAACAUCUUAAAAAGGUGCUUUGGGAUUUUUACAUAGUUCAAAUAAAUGAGGCGAUAUA
Messenger RNA from Nematostella vectensis (starlet sea anemone), 3577 nucleotides. RefSeq lists its product as uncharacterized. The record is from RefSeq and is a predicted model, not a curated record. The transcript is spliced from 3 exons. Gene Ontology annotation, biological process: negative regulation of DNA-templated transcription; negative regulation of circadian rhythm. Gene Ontology annotation, cellular component: nucleus. The coding region runs from base 1553 to 2137 and encodes 194 amino acids. NCBI's taxonomy places the organism in Eukaryota, Metazoa, Cnidaria, Anthozoa, Actiniaria, Edwardsiidae.